AUCACACAAUAUGAUUCCCUGUUGUUUAUUUCAGAUGAAGGCGUUGAUAAUCUUCCUAUGUGGAAUGACUCUAGCUGCCGCCACCCUCACCUGGGAUGAAUUUAAGACUGAGUUCGGCAAACAGUACAAGGAUACGGAAGAGGUCAACCAACGGAGGAGGAUCUUCGAAGACAACCUCAAAUACAUCGAGGACCACAACAACAAGUAUGAGAGGGGUGAAGUGACCUUUACGAUGAAGAUAAACAAAUUCAGUGAUAUGACUCCUGAAGAAAUGAGAUCUAUGCGUGGCUACAGGAGGCCGUCUGAGGCUCAAGGAGCUGGUGGACCUGGAGAACUGUAGCUUACUCUGGGUUAUAUCUACGAGUCUUGGAGGCGUCCGGAAACUGUCUCGGAAAACUGACGAAUGAAUAAAUGUUUAAACUCUU
Messenger RNA from Homarus americanus (American lobster), 425 nucleotides. RefSeq names its product digestive cysteine proteinase 2-like. Bases 11 to 340 code for a protein of 109 amino acids. Lineage: Eukaryota; Metazoa; Arthropoda; Malacostraca; Decapoda; Nephropidae. The record is from RefSeq and is a predicted model, not a curated record. The transcript has 4 exons.